This is a messenger RNA of Fukomys damarensis (Damara mole-rat), 4511 nucleotides long. RefSeq names its product tripartite motif containing 2 (gene Trim2). NCBI's taxonomy places the organism in Eukaryota, Metazoa, Chordata, Mammalia, Rodentia, Bathyergidae. The record is from RefSeq and is a predicted model, not a curated record. The transcript has 12 exons. Gene Ontology annotation, molecular function: protein binding; ubiquitin protein ligase activity; zinc ion binding. Gene Ontology annotation, biological process: protein polyubiquitination; proteasome-mediated ubiquitin-dependent protein catabolic process; negative regulation of translation. Bases 49 to 2292 code for a protein of 747 amino acids.
CAUCGUGCAGGGUCACAGACAGCUGGCCCCCCAUGUCAGUGGUCUAGGAUGGCCAGUGAAGCCACCAACAUCCCAAGCCCCGUGGUGCGCCAGAUCGACAAACAGUUUCUGAUUUGCAGUAUAUGCCUGGAGCGCUACAAGAAUCCCAAGGUCCUCCCCUGUCUGCACACUUUCUGCGAGAGGUGCCUACAGAACUACAUUCCUGCCCACAGCCUGACCCUGUCCUGCCCAGUGUGCCGCCAGACCUCCAUCCUGCCUGAGAAAGGGGUGGCUGCACUGCAGAACAACUUCUUCAUCACGAACCUCAUGGACGUGCUGCAGCGGACGCCGGGCAGCAACGUGGAGGAGUCUUCCAUCCUGGAGACGGUGACCGCUGUGGCUGCGGGAAAGCCCCUCUCCUGCCCGAACCACGAUGGGAGUGUGAUGGAAUUUUACUGCCAGUCCUGCGAGACCGCCAUGUGUCACGAGUGCACAGAAGGGGAGCACGCGGAGCACCCCACGGUCCCGCUCAAGGAUGUGGUGGAGCAGCACAAGGCCGCCCUCCAGGUCCAGUUGGAUGCUGUCAACAAAAGGCUCCCAGAAAUAGAUUCUGCUCUUCAGUUCAUCUCUGAAAUCAUUCACCAGUUAACCAACCAAAAGGCCAGCAUAGUGGAUGACAUCCACUCCACUUUUGAUGAGCUGCAGAAGACUCUGAACGUGCGCAAGAGCGUGCUGCUUAUGGAACUGGAAGUCAACUAUGGCCUCAAACACAAAGUGCUGCAGUCGCAGCUGGACACGCUGCUGCAGGGCCAGGAGAGCAUCAAGAGCUGCAGCAACUUCACGGCGCAGGCCCUCAACCAUGGCACAGAGACCGAGGUGCUGCUGGUGAAGAAGCAGAUGAGCGAGAAGCUCAACGAGCUGGCCGACCAGGUCUUCCCGCUGCACCCGCGCGAGAACGACCAGCUGGACUUCAUCGUGGAGACCGAGGGCCUGAAGAAAUCCAUCCACAACCUCGGCACCAUCCUGACCACCAAUGCCGUGGCCUCCGAGACGGUGGCCACGGGUGAGGGGCUCCGGCAGACCAUCAUCGGGCAGCCCAUGUCUGUGACCAUCACCACCAAGGACAAGGACGGUGAGCUGUGCAAGACCGGCAACGCCUACCUCACGGCCGAGCUCAGCACCCCCGACGGCAGCGUGGCGGACGGCGAGAUCCUGGACAACAAGAACGGCACCUACGAGUUCCUGUACACCGUGCAGAAGGAGGGCGACUUUACGCUGUCGCUGCGCCUCUACGACCAGCACAUCCGGGGCAGCCCGUUCAAGCUCAAGGUCAUCCGCUCGGCCGACGUGUCGCCCACCACCGAGGGCGUCAAGCGGCGCGUCAAGUCCCCGGGCAGCGGCCACGUGAAGCAGAAGGCGGUGAAGCGGCCGGCCAGCAUGUACAGCACAGGCAAGCGGAAAGAGAACCCCAUCGAGGACGACUUGAUCCGUGUUGGUACCAAAGGAAGAAAUAAAGGAGAGUUCACAAAUCUUCAGGGCGUAGCUGCAUCUACAAGCGGAAAGAUAUUAAUCGCCGACAGUAACAACCAGUGUGUGCAGAUAUUUUCCAACGACGGCCAGUUCAAAAGUCGCUUCGGCAUCCGAGGGCGCUCGCCUGGGCAGCUGCAGCGGCCCACGGGGGUUGCUGUACACCCGAGCGGGGACAUAAUCAUCGCGGAUUAUGACAAUAAAUGGGUUAGCAUUUUUUCUUCAGAUGGGAAGUUUAAGACAAAAAUCGGAUCAGGAAAGCUGAUGGGGCCCAAAGGAGUCUCCGUGGACCGCAACGGGCACAUCAUUGUGGUGGACAACAAGGCGUGCUGCGUGUUUAUCUUCCAGCCCAACGGGAAGAUUGUCACCAAGUUUGGCAGCCGAGGGAAUGGGGACAGGCAGUUUGCAGGUACACUCGAUGGUCCCCAUUUCGCAGCUGUAAAUAGCAAUAAUGAGAUUAUUGUUACAGAUUUCCAUAAUCACUCUGUCAAGGUGUUUAAUCAGGAAGGAGAGUUUAUGUUGAAAUUUGGCUCCAAUGGUGAAGGAAAUGGGCAGUUUAAUGCACCAACAGGUGUAGCAGUGGAUUCCAAUGGGAACAUCAUUGUGGCAGACUGGGGAAACAGCAGGAUCCAGGUUUUUGACGGGAGCGGAUCAUUUUUGUCCUACAUUAACACAUCUGCUGACCCGCUUUAUGGCCCCCAGGGUCUGGCCCUGACUUCAGAUGGUCACGUCGUGGUUGCAGACUCUGGAAAUCACUGUUUCAAAGUCUACCGGUACUUGCAGUAACAGCCUGCGGCUGGACAGCCCUUCUGAAGGCCUUGCACUAUAAACUGGAGUGGAUUUCUUGACAUGGGACCAGAUUAUGACCAGACUUAACAUGCUAGAAGGAAUCUUCAGUGAACUUUCCGAGGUUAUUUCUGAAUGUAACCAAUUAUUUAAAAACUGCUUAUCCAGUUUCCAGGAUUCACCUUAAGGGUUAAAAAAAGUCUCUUCUGAAUCUUUAAAAACUGCAAAGUUUUACACCUGUGAACUAUGGCUUAUAGGACAGGAAUUUAUGUAGUUCAACUAAUUUUGCAAUCAAACAGUUAAAAAAAUAUUCUAGCGUAUGUAAAGAUACUUGUUACUUGUUAAUCCUGUGAAUGGGUGCCUUUAUGCAAAGCUCCCAAAAACAAAAUCUGUUGUCCUUAUAAACUUUUUUUUAACCUAGGUCACAAGACCCAGGGAACCUUCUAACCUCACUUUUACAGUAGGUAUUACUCUUGUGACAUUGUUUGGGUUAUCAGCGACUGCAUAUGAAUUACUUUAAGGCUAUUGCAAAUCCUCCCAGCUCUGAUCAGCCGGCCUUUUGAGUUGAACGCUUAAGAAUCAGUGCAAAUUUCCUAACCUUUCAGGGUUAGGUCAAAGAUCAUCUUUGUUCUUUUUCACCUCUUUCCUGCUCAUCUUGUUAUCAAAAAACAAAGUCCAUUUUCAAGGAAACCUGAAAUUCCUGAUGCUUUGAAAAUUAUAUUACAAAAGCAACGCUACUUUCUGUUCAAUGAAUAGCUCCAGAUUAACAUACUGGAAUGAUAUCGACAAAAAGUCACGUUUGAUAUGCCAUGUUUUCACGUGUCUUUCCUCUUCCACUUUGUGAAAGCAAAAGCUUUACCUCCUGCAAAAUGUUAGCACAUGUAGUAGGACACCAGUAUCCUAGGACAGAGAGCCAUAAAGAGCCCUUUGGAGGACUCGGUGGUGUCAACCAAAGGCAUGUGAUUGAUCAAUGAUUUUUCCCCUUAGAGAGCAAGUGUUACCAAAGUUCUGUUAUCUUGAGAGCAUUACAGGUAAGGGCAUGUUAUGGUUAUUUAUCAUUGUUUAAUGAAUAGUAGAGGCAUUAAGGGACUAUGUAUACAUGAUUAGGGUAAGAUAGAAUGUUUAAUAUAUACAUAUUUAUAGCUGAAUCUUUGGUGUAUUGACAUAGGCAGCACUCUGAAAGACAGAAGCAUUAUCUAGCCAUUUUUCAGCACAUUCCUUUACCAGUGAAGCUUAAAGCUGUCCUCAUGGUGGAAGCCCUAAGGCAGGUUUAAUUUUUUUUUUUGCCCCUUUUCCAGGAACAAUGAUGGUGGCUGAUGUUUAGUCAGAAAAUGGCUUUCUGUCCUCUUGAAGGAAGAAGACAAAGGAGAUAAAAAGUUGAAUUACAUUUAAUUCAAACUAAGUAUAAAAGCAUUUUGAGAACUGUUAAGAACAAUUUAGUCAAUUGUUCACCUGUCAUUGAUACUGUACAAUAAGAUUCCGUCUGUUUCCACUGUUUAAUUUUCCACUCAGUUCUACCAGAUACAAUGUUGUGUUUGACAUUUUCGAUAAUGACUUGGGAUCUUUUUCAUUGAGAGCACCUUAGAACUGUACUGUAGGAAGCAUUUUCUGAACUUAUUAUUAUAUGAAUGAGAUGUUUAUUGCUUAUUGAUUUAAAACGCAGUCAUCCUCUACAUAGAACUUUUUUAAAUUUAGAAGGAAAAUCUAGCUACUUCCAGUUCUCUAUUAAAUUUAUUACACCCAAAUCAACAUCUGAAAAAAUUUUUUCAGGAAGAUUAACAUUUAUGUUCAUAUUUUAAAAUUUUAUGUAUAUUUUUAAAUAUUCAAGCCUAUCUGUGAUAAAGUCAUAAAAUUUACUAAUUCUGAUUUUUCGAAUGUUAAACUAAGAUACUGUAUCCUAAGGUCAGUGAAAUGUCUUUGAAUUUAUUUUUUUUUCCCUCAGUGCCAGUAAUUGAACCCAGGGCCUCUCACAUGCUAAGCAUGAGCUCAACGCUGAGCUGUACCCCCAGAUCACGUCUGUGAAGUUAAAAAUCUAUCCACGUUUCCAAGCACUCAGAACAGAGCAAUGAAUAGAUAGACAAAAAUUCUUGUCCCCUUGGACUUCACACUCUGGGGAAGAAACUUCAUUUUUCAAUUUACAAAUAUUCCACCUGAAAGAUGGGCUAGAUUCUUGGACCACUUAAAAGAAAAUGUUUUUAAAUUGGUUAAAUUAAUUUUAG